UUUUUUUUCUCCUUCAGCCCUAGGGUUCCGCGGUCCGUUCGAUGCAACCAAACUCUUUCCGUCCACCAGCGAGGGCAUUCUCCGUCCCUGAUUCGGCGAGUCAUUUCUUAUAAUUCUAGCUUUCUGGGAAUUCCGCUGAGUCCUUCGUAUUCUCGAAUUCAGGCUGGAGUUACAAUUCCGCACCUUGAUGAGAAUACUGUGGUUGAUACCUAUGCGGUGGUAGUUUCUAUUUUAAUUUGAUUCAUUGAUUGUGUAUUUGGAGAAGAAAGGAAGUGAAGCCCUACUUAAGUAAGGGCUGUUUCUAAUGGUGAGUUAACUCCAGAAGUUGGUACCUUCCUCGAUAUAGGUUCUCCACCAGAACUGUAGAAAAUCUUUUUAGAGAAGAUUGAAUGCUGAGCUGUUGAAGGAGAAUACUCAAAGGAGUGAGAAUUGCAAUCAAGUUAUCAUCUUAUCCUUCAGUGAUGUCAAUGGUUUUCCUCCAGGAGGCACAAGAAGUAUUAGAACAAGAUUCACUGUUGCCACUUCUCCAAGCCUCCUCUUGUUAUUGAAGACCCAUUUCCUUAGUUUUAAUAUGCUGGAGGAAAGAAACUAAUUAGUUACAAUGAUGAUUUUAAUGAAGAUCUUUUGAGUGAUGAGAGCAGAAAUCCAGAGGCUUGGGAAAAUUACAGAGGAACACGAUGGCAAUGAUGGGCAGUUUGGAGUUCAAUCUAGCAGUUCUCUGAUGCCUGAAACUCAGUUUUUUGAACUGAACAAAAAGAUCAAGCAUAUGGAGUCCAAGCUACAUGAAACCUUGGCAACCGUUAAAAUCAAGGAACAGCAGGUCUGGGAGCUUGAACUAGUACUUAGCAAUAAUAAUUUUCCAAAAUUGGAAGGCACAAGUUCCCUUGUAUCAGCCCUUCAAGAUCGUAAAGAGGAGGUGAAGUCUGAACUUGAAGUCCUCCUCAAGAAAAAGAUGGAGGCAGAAAUUGAGUAUUUGAUCUUAAGAAGAACUUCCCCCAACUGGCAAAUUCUAUCUGAAGAUCACAUUACUUUGUCAAAUGGGUUGAGGCAUCUGGCUGGUGAUCAAGAACAGAUGAUGCUAAAGCUUAGAGAUGCUGAGGACAAGACCUUGAAGUUGAGAGAAAGGACAGACAAGUUAGGGGCUUAUUCCGAGGAGCUGGUAAGGACAGAGUAUUUCCUGAGGGUGCAACACAUGGUCUGUAAGUUUUCCCUCUACUUUAUUUUUCAGUUGACGCUGUUGUGUGUUGUCUUUGGAUUAUUUGGUAUGAAGUUGAUGUUCCCGAUUGAUGGGGUGGCACCGACCUAGUUUUCCAAGCCAAACCCUAUGUAAUCUUUGUUGACCUUAGAAGUUCUUUGUUUUGCCCCAAUGUAUGACCUCUAAAAGUUUUUUUUUAGCACAUAUGCCUUCUACUUUGGUGCAAUUAAUUUAUUUAA
This is a messenger RNA of Dendrobium catenatum, 1434 nucleotides long. RefSeq lists its product as uncharacterized. NCBI's taxonomy places the organism in Eukaryota, Viridiplantae, Streptophyta, Magnoliopsida, Asparagales, Orchidaceae. Bases 632 to 1306 code for a protein of 224 amino acids. The transcript is spliced from 3 exons. The record is from RefSeq and is a predicted model, not a curated record.